Molecule: messenger RNA, 783 nt
Organism: Nematocida major
Lineage: Eukaryota; Fungi; Microsporidia
Exons: 1
Coding region: 1-783 (260 amino acids)
Source: RefSeq, a predicted model, not a curated record
AUGGUUUCUUUGAUAAAGAUCACAGCAUUGCUCUGUGCAUGUAUACACCACGCAGGCGCCUCUGCCGUGUACUUAGACUCGGACUUUGAAAUCAACACGUCUGGAUACUUGUACAACAUAGGCGCAAAGAGGUACCUGGGGCUGGAGCCAACUAAGAAGCUGGAGAUUGUGGGCAUUGAAGAGCCCCGAAAGGCCCUGCGGUUUCGGGUAUAUCUGAACAAGUUUGCUGGCGACGCAGGGUUUGUUUUUAUGCUGGACGAGGGGCUGGACGACGUGGUGGGCGCAGGAAAAUCCCCAACCGCCAAGCAGAUGCACGAGAAGCCUGCCAUGAAAACGUGCACGAGCAGCGCAUCAAAAAAGGUCAUUCUGGAAAAGUACACAGGCUCCAACCACUUUGGGUUCUUUGUGACGCCGCCUGUGCUUCUGCACGAAAACGCGUUCAACCUCAUGGUGGGGGAAUACUGCAUCGCAUAUGACAGCGAGACAACAAGCAUAAAAGCCACUGGCUGCCAAGAGACUCCGCUAGACAAAAGAAACAAGCAAAUGUUUGCGUGGGUUGACUCGAAAACGUACAACAGAGGAGUCGAUCCAAUUUCAUACCGGCCAAACCCGUAUGCGCACAUCCAGAACAAGCCAAGGGAGGAGAAAAAGGAAAACGCGUGCAAGGCCAGCCAAAGCGAAGAAAAAGCGCACGACCAUCUUGUCAAUCCGUCGAAUCUGGCCUUCCAGAAGCCGUACAGGCCCGAGAAAGCAGAAGCCCAGAUCCCUGAAUACUGCAAAUAA